Messenger RNA from Brassica rapa (field mustard), 2523 nucleotides. RefSeq names its product probably inactive leucine-rich repeat receptor-like protein kinase At5g48380. Gene Ontology annotation, biological process: protein phosphorylation. NCBI's taxonomy places the organism in Eukaryota, Viridiplantae, Streptophyta, Magnoliopsida, Brassicales, Brassicaceae. Gene Ontology annotation, molecular function: protein kinase activity; protein binding; ATP binding. The record is from RefSeq and is a predicted model, not a curated record.
GGCCGACAUUGUAAUGUCUUAACAAACUCGAUUAGAAGAUGGUGUUGAAAAGUCAAAGUCAAAAAGAGAAAGAACAAAAAACAUUAAAACGCGGAAAGACCGGUUGGUUUAAGUCAUUGUGUUCUCAUCAGAUUGUCUUUGCCCCAUUCUUUACGAAGUCUGAAUCUUCCACAUAACGAUCCAGUCAACGACACAACAGACAAAGACAGACGACUCCACACUCUUUGUUUAUUUUAUUAAAGAAGUCCUUUCUUUCAUUCACGCUUUUCCUCCUCCUUUCAUUAACACACUUUCCCCCAACAGAUGCGCGAACUUCUUCUUCUUCUUCCUCGUUCAACUCUAACACACUUGAAACAGAAGUACUAGCACGACCAAGACCAAAAGCUCCUGUCUUUUAUCUCUAAUUAUUCCUUCGACUUUGGAUGCUCAUCAGAGAUUUUACUCUCUUUCUAUGAUGGUGAGUAGUAGGUUAGUAUUAGCAGUUUUUAUCACGAACUCUCUCUGGUUGCUCCUCCUGUCUAGCUUGAUCGAUGCAAACGAGGCCAACGUUAACUGCUUGAGGACCAUUUAUAACCAAGUUAAAGAUCCUAAUGGAUAUUUAACGAGCUGGGUGUUUGGCAACCAGACUGCUGGUUACAUCUGCAAGUUCACUGGUGUGACUUGCUGGCAUGAUGAUGAGAAUAGAGUUUUGAGCAUUAAGCUCGGUGGUUAUGGUCUCACUGGAGGGUUCCCUCUUGGGAUUAAGAACUGCACUGAUCUAACAGCUCUAGAUCUUUCUAGAAACAACUUCUCUGGACCUUUACCAUCCAACAUCACCGAUAGCAUUCCACUUGUUACCAUUCUAGACCUCUCUUACAAUCAGUUCUCUGGUCCAAUCCCUCCUAGUAUCUCAAACAUUACCUUUUUGAACUCUCUUAUGCUUCAGCAUAACCAGUUCACCGGUACCCUUCCUGCCGAGCUAGUUCUGCUCGGACGGCUCACUAGUUUCUCUGUGGCUGGCAAUCUUCUCACAGGUCCUAUCCCAGCUUUCAAUGAAACCACAUUGAAAAUUGGGGUGGAUGACUUUGCUAGUAAUCCAGGUUUGUGUGGUAAGCCUCUGGAUGCAUGUAAAGGUCCUAAAAGCUCUCGUGGUAAAGUUAUUGUUAUAGCAGCAGUUGGUGGACUGUCUGUGGCGGCACUAGUCGUUGGGGUUGUUCUCUUCUUCUACUUCCGUAGAUUGGCUGUUGUUAGGAAGAAGAUGAGAGAUGAUCCUGAAGAAAACAGAUGGGCAAGAAUCUUGAAAGGACAGAAAGGUGUUAAGGUUUUCAUGUUUAAGAAGUCAGUUUCAAAGAUGAAGUUAAGUGAUCUCAUGAAGGCAACAGAGGAGUUCAAGAAAGACAACAUCAUUGGGAAAGGAAGAACAGGAACUAUGUACAAAGGAGUGCUUGAAGACGGUACUCCUCUUAUGGUAAAGAGGUUGCAAGAUUCUCAACAUUCUGAAAAGGAGCUUGACUCGGAGAUGAAGACAUUGGGAUCUGUAAAACACAGAAACUUGGUCCCUCUCUUGGGUUACUGUAUUGCCAAGAAGGAGAGGCUUCUUAUAUACGAGUACAUGCCCAACGGCUACCUUUAUGAUCAGUUACAUCCCUCAGAUGAAGACUCUUACAAUCCUAUAGACUGGCCUUCUAGGCUGAAGAUUGCUAUUGGCGCUGCAAAAGGACUAGCGUGGCUUCACCACAGCUGCAACCCGAGGAUCAUUCAUCGCAACAUAAGCUCCAAAUGCAUCUUGUUGACUGCGGAUUUUGAGCCUAAGAUCUCGGACUUCGGUCUAGCUAGGCUGAUGAAUCCCAUUGAUACUCAUUUAAGCACAUUUGUCAAUGGGGAGUUUGGUGAUUUCGGUUAUGUUGCUCCUGAGUAUUCGAGAACCAUGGUGGCAACUCCUAAAGGAGAUGUAUACAGCUUUGGGGUUGUGCUUUUAGAGCUAGUAACGGGGCAGAAAGCAACUGGUGUGACAAGAGAUUCUGAAGAAGAAGAAGACAAGGAAGAAAGCUGCUUCAAGGGUAACCUUGUGGAGUGGAUUACAAAGCUAUCAAGUGGGUCAAAACUGCAUGAAGCUACUGACAGGUCUUUAGUUGGGAAAGGUGUGGAUGAUGAGAUAUUCAAAGUGCUUAAAGUAGCAUGCAACUGCGUUCUACCGGAAGUAGCAAAGCAGAGGCCUACCAUGUUUGAAGUGUAUCAGUUUCUGAGAGCUAUUGGAGAGAGCUAUAACUUCACCACUGAAGAUGAUAUCUUGGUUCCAUCUGAAUCAGGAGAAGCUGAUUUCAUUGAAGAGAUGAUAGUUCGCUGAUCAAAGUGGAAGGGUAAGAGACUUAUGAAACGAUCUUCUUUAGUCCUAGCAGUGCCAAGAUAUACAUAUAUAUAUAAGUAUUGGUUUUGUCUUUUAUUUAUUUUUGGUUUCUACUCUUUGAUGGUGUGGUUGUAAAAUAAAAUAUUGUUAGAUGCACUGUCUCUUAUUACUACUACACUGAGCUUUGAGUGCUUUAA